Messenger RNA from Rhododendron vialii, 1875 nucleotides. RefSeq lists its product as uncharacterized. The record is from RefSeq and is a predicted model, not a curated record. The coding region runs from base 1 to 1875 and encodes 624 amino acids. Gene Ontology annotation, molecular function: nucleic acid binding; RNA-DNA hybrid ribonuclease activity. Lineage: Eukaryota; Viridiplantae; Streptophyta; Magnoliopsida; Ericales; Ericaceae. The transcript has 5 exons.
AUGGCGUUUGCAAAUGUAGAGUGGAGGAAAUUGCAUGAACAUGCAGUGUUUUUGGUGGAGGUAGCAAUUGGUUCUGACCACAAUCCCCUUCUGCUAAAUAAUUUACCUCCACGAAAUAAAGUUGGGAAACCAUUCAAGUUUGAGUCUUUCAACGGAUGGGGAAUGCAAAAGGUUUGUAAGAAGCUAAGAGGAUGCAAGGAGAACCUUAAAGUGUGGAGUCAUAGCAAAUUUGGAAAUCUAAGCAUCAAGAUUGCUGCCAUCAAAGAUCAAUUGUUGGAUAUCCAAAAAUGUCUUGAACAGGGCUUUAAUCCAGACUCCAACCUUUUCUCUCAAUGUGUUGGUUCGGUUAAGUAUUAUAUCAAUGCCAAUGGAGGUCAGGUAUGUGUGGUUUCUCCAGGAAGAGGCCUCCGUCAAGGAAACCCGUUAUCACCAUAUUUGUUUCUGUUGGUGGCUGAUGUCUUUUCCAACCUUCUAAAUAAAGUUGUUGAAAAGAAAUCAUUGGGAGGGAUCCGUAUGAAGAAGAGGUGUCAUGUGGUUUCACAUCUCUUUUUCGCAAAUGAUUCUCUCAUCUUUCUUGAAGCAGACCUUAAUUUCUGCUCCAACUUCAUGGAUAUUAUGGGGUGUUUUGGUGAAGCUUCUAGUUUAUCCCUUAAUGCAAACAAGUCAAGUGUGGUUUUCUCCCAUAACACCAAGAUUGAAGUAAAAGAAGAAAUCAAGAGAAUUUUGGGCAUGGAAAAGAUGAAAGGGACUAAGAAAUAUCUGGGGCUACCUUCCUUUUGGGGCAAAUCUAAGAAGGAAUCUUUGAGCUAUCUCCGGGACAAGAUUGUGAGAAAGACUCAAGGUUGGGGUAAUAAGGACCUAAAUCAUGCUGGCAAGGAGGUCCUAAUCAAAUCUAUUCUUCAACCAAUCCCCAUGUUCAUAUUUAUGUGUAUCAAGGGCCUGUUGGAAGCAGUAAGAGGUUCCUCUCCAUCAUGGAUUUGGUGUAGCCAACUCGAAGGGAAGAAGUUAAUCCAGGAAGGGAUCCAGUGGAAUAUGGGCAGCGGGGAAUUGAUUCGCUUUUGGGAUGAUGCUUGGAUCCCUGAUCUUUUGGGGGCUAAAGUCUCUCAAGGUUCUGCAAUUCGUGGAGACUAUCUUAAAGUGGUGGACUUCAUUGAUAAGCCAUCCAAUUCUUGGAAUAUUGAGAAACUCAGGAACUGCAUCUCAGAGGUAGAGGUUCAAGUCAUCUGCAAGAUCCCUGUUAGUAUUUCCAAGGCCAUGGAUAAGUUGAUUUGGCGCCACACAAACUUAGGCAACUACUCGGUCAAGUCUGGAUAUCAUCAAUGGGUAAAGAAAGCUUCUAAAGUCAAUGCUAAUUCUCCUUCCUCUUCCUUCACUCCCUUUUCAGAUAUGUGGUCUUUAUUUUGGAGAGUUUCCUCGGCCCCUAAAGUCCUUAUGUUUAUGUGGAAGGCACGGAACAACUUCGUAUUCAGAGGUAAAACGCCAAAUCCAGAAGAGGUAAUUGAGCAAGCUAGUAAGGGCAAUUCCGAUUACCUCAGUGCAAUUUUUUCCAGUCGUUCUAAGGCCCCUACAAAGGUUGCUCAGGUGGAAAAGUGGUUGGCUCCACCUCCUUCCACCUUCAAAAUUAAUUGUGAUGGAGCAUACAAAUCCUCUAGCAGUCUAGCUGCAUUUGGCAUCAUUGCCAGAGACCAUGGUGGAUUAGCUCAAGUUUGGCGAUGUGGUCGAGUUAAGGUUUCGCCUGUGCUUGCUAUUGAGACAUGGACUUUGAGAAUUGCCUGCAGUCUGCUUAUGGAGUACAAUUACCCUUCUGUUAUCUUUAAAUUGGACUGCAAAAAUCUCAUUGACAGCAUUUCGGAGUUGAGCUCUACUACGUUCUAA